Messenger RNA from Liolophura sinensis, 2329 nucleotides. Its product is annotated as paired box protein Pax-1-like. Lineage: Eukaryota; Metazoa; Mollusca; Polyplacophora; Chitonida; Chitonidae. The transcript is spliced from 3 exons. Gene Ontology annotation, biological process: anatomical structure development; regulation of transcription by RNA polymerase II. Gene Ontology annotation, molecular function: RNA polymerase II cis-regulatory region sequence-specific DNA binding; DNA-binding transcription factor activity, RNA polymerase II-specific. The coding region runs from base 244 to 1068 and encodes 274 amino acids. The record is from RefSeq and is a predicted model, not a curated record.
GCUCAGAGCGAGGCCCCGGCUUACACGUGGUGCGGAAAAGGGAGCAAUAGUGGGCAAUUCUCUACCCCGGGGGCGAACCAACUACCCACGUUUGUUUAUCAAUGGGCGGUCAAUAGAGUGCUUAGUCAUCGGUAGUAUCACACUUCAAUUAACUUCCAAUACCUGAACCUGGAAGACCAUAAGUUCGCAUCUAAUCUCCCAGAAAAGUAAACAGAGCGUUAUCAACCAAGACAAAACGCUGAUAUGGAUUUUUGCAACGUUUUCCCUGUUCCAGAGCAAACUUUUGGAGAAGUGAAUCAGUUAGGUGGUGUAUUUGUGAAUGGACGGCCUUUACCUAACCCCAUACGUCUGAAGAUAGUGGAACUAGCUCAGUUAGGGGUGCGUCCAUGUGACAUCAGUAGGCAGUUACGGGUCUCCCAUGGAUGUGUCAGUAAGAUACUGGCCCGUUACAAGGAGACGGGAUCGAUCCUUCCUGGGGCAAUUGGCGGAAGUAAACCCAGGGUGACCACGCCAAAUGUCGUGAAGCACAUUAAACUGUACAAAGAAAAAGAUCCCGGGAUUUUCGCCUGGGAGAUUCGAGAGAAACUUCUAGCCGAUGGCGUCUGUGACAAAUACAAUGUCCCUUCUGUCAGUUCCAUCAGCAGGAUUCUCAGGAAUAAAAUCGGGAGCGCACCUUUGGGACAUUGCCUAGCUAGUCCGCCAUACCAUGACGCUAAAGGCAAUGCCGUAUCGGCCGCUGCCGCUGUCGCUGCCGCUUCAGCCCCAAUGUUUAACUCUAUCUAUCCGUAUUCCUGUGCCGCUCAAUUUCCCGCUGUUCCGACCCCACAUCAGAUGCAGUCCGCCCAGACCGGGGCACUUCCCCUGGGAGCCAAACCACCCAUGUCCUCCAUGUCCCCGUGCAUGAUGAGGGCCUGGUCUUCCCCUCAUACCAUGAACAAUAUUCUGACUUUCCACCAAAACUUACAGCAAAACUCCGGAGUUGGACCGGACGUCAUGACAAGCGUGGCUCAAAACUAUGGUCAUUGUAACUACGGUGUUCAACCGCCCAUGUUGUAUUUACAGAGCUGAGACUCACUUUACAAUGUAUCACACGGAAUAAUAUAUGUGAAGAAUUAUAGAAAACAUGUGCUGAGUUUGACUUUCAAUUCAAAAGUAUGAACGACAACCAACAAAGGAUAGUUUUGUUGGACAUAAACCCUGUGUGUAACGUCAAGGACGGGCAGAAGUCCAGAAAUAUUUCAAAAACACAAAAAGAAACACAUUUCUUCGUCGUGAACAAAUAAGGUACCAAGGUUUCGAAAUGGUGCUGUUAUCGGGGAAUAUUAUACAUCACAUUCCUGGAAACAAACGUUUUAGUGCUUAUUUCCGCGACCGCCGUCCUUCCCUGCCAAAACAGUGCCACAAGGAUUCUGUUCAGUGUGGAUAUGUUUCAGACUUCACCACCAGCUUUGUUGCUAGAAGCGGAAAUGUUGAAGAUUCAAGUGGCAUAUACUUCACAGCUUGCUGAGAUGACAACAAGCAUAAGAUGAUGGAAACAUUGAUAAUAAUUGCUCCUGCGUGUAACAGCACGGUAACUUGGUAUUUUUAAGGAAAAGACCUCUAAAUAUCGAAUUAUCGGAAUGCACGGGACAGACGGGCAUCGGAUCUUGGCCUGAAGCAUUGCAAAUAUAAGCUUUGAUGAAAUCUGCUAUUCCCACACAAAGACGGACAUUGUUUUGCGGAAGGCUUACUAAAUGUGUACGAACUCAACACUCGUCUGCCAUGAGGUUCCUACAGGGAAUGUGUUUAACUUGUUUCUUGCGCAGCCCAUGGUAUGCCCAAGCUGACGUAACAGAAACUACAGUGUUCACAAAUACAACCAUCGGGGAAUAACGUCAUGACCAUGGCCAUGUUCCCGUAUAGCAUUACAAUCAUGGAAGGACUUGAGCAUAAACACUAAUUGCGUUUAUACAAAAUUGGUGUUUUCUGAGUGAUUCAAAUACAAAGUCAGUGAAACAUCGUGCAGAAUGACAAGUUUCGUUUCACAUCUAUAAAUAUAAAUGGAAAGUUUCCGUCCUUGUAAAAUAGUGGGCUUACAUAAAAUGCAUAAUGUGUCCAGCAUUUACAAAAUCAUCAAAGAUCAAUUUAUAUACACUUAAUUUUUAAUAUGUUAAAUAUACUGCUAAUUGUUGAAUAAAAUUUGUCAUAGAAUUCGCGGGAAAGUCAUUGGGACGUGCACCUUAGUACCACCAUGGACCCAUGUGUUUCGGCGAAGUGAUCGGUGCAAUGCGGUCUGCUCUGCUCUGUCCACUUUCAUGAUUUGAUUGUAUAAUAGAUAUUUAUAAAACUG